Molecule: messenger RNA, 1650 nt
Organism: Punctularia strigosozonata HHB-11173 SS5
Lineage: Eukaryota; Fungi; Basidiomycota; Agaricomycetes; Corticiales; Punctulariaceae
Product: serine carboxypeptidase
Exons: 10
Coding region: 14-1558 (514 amino acids)
Biological process (GO): proteolysis
Cellular component (GO): fungal-type vacuole
Molecular function (GO): serine-type carboxypeptidase activity
Source: RefSeq, a predicted model, not a curated record
GCCAUAACCCGCCAUGCUGCUCCGCGCGUUGUGCACUCUCGCGGUCGCCACCGCCUCCGUCGCUGGUCAACAGCUUCCCCUCUUCGGCUCGGUUUUAAGCUACGCGUAUAGCCAAUCGGCGCGUCAGGCGUCAGGGAGCGUCGCGAGCUACGAUCUGAAGGUCUCAAACUUCGAUGCGGGGUUGUUUACCCCGGUGGAGAGCCUGAGCGCCUUAUCGGACGCGACGUACACGACGCUCGCGCAUCCAGCGUUCCCGAAACACAGCGUCAGAAUCAAGAAAUCGACGGACUUUUGCGAUGGUGGAGUCAAUGCCUACACGGGUUACAUCGACAUCGAAGCCAAACAUCUCUUUUUCUACUUCUUUGAGAGUAGGAACGAUCCGGACAAGGACGAUGUGAUCCUCUGGACAAAUGGCGGCCCAGGCUGCAGCUCGUCGAUCGGGCUGUUCAUGGAACUCGGUCCCUGCCGUGUUCCCUCCGCAGACCACAAGACAGUGUAUAACCCAUACUCAUGGAAUGCCGCCGCGAACAUCUUCUUCAUCGACCAGCCCGUCGGUGUCGGUUUCUCGUACGCUGAACAUGGUGAACACGUCGACACCACCGAAGACGCCGCCGCCGACAUCGCCGCCUUCGUCGCGAUCUUCUUCGAGAACUUCAGCAAGUUCAAAGGGCGCGGGUUUCACAUGGCUGGCGAAUCGUACGGCGGGCGAUACAUACCCGUGUUCGCGUCGGCCGUAUACGACCAGAACGCGAAGCUCGUCGAGGCGGGCCUUACCCCGAUCAACUUGACGUCUAUCAUGAUCGGCAACGGAGUGACGGACUUCUACACUCUGGAACCCUCCAAGUACGACAUGAUGUGCACGCCUGCAUCUGUAGACCCGAUCUUGCCUGUCGCUGAUUGCGUCCGCAUGAAGCAAGCCAUCCCCCGAUGCCAAAAAUGGGCGAAAGAAUCCUGCGUCGACCAGUUCGACGCCAUCAACUGCGGCGCCGCCAUGAGCUUCUGCGCGACCGAGAUCGACGCCCCGUUCUUCUCCACCGGCAUGAAUCCCUACGACAUCAGCAAAGUGUGCGACGGCCCGCUCUCGGAAACGCUCUGCUACCCGAUCACGAAGCACAUCAGCAGCUUCCUCGACCUGCCCUCCGUCCGCGACGCGCUCGGCGUCGACCCCGCCGUGACGGGCAACUUCACCUCCUGCUCGUCCGCCGUCGGCGCCCAGUUCCACGGCGCGAUGGACAUGUACCGGCCCACCUACCUCUACGUCGCGGCGCUGCUCGAGCGCGGCGUGCGCGCGCUGAUCUACGUCGGCGCGUACGACUGGAUCUGCAACUGGGUCGGGAACGAGCGGUGGACGCUCGAGCUGGAGUGGACGGGCCAGGAGGAGUUCGCGGGACUGGAGCUGAGGGAGUGGGAGGUGAACGGCACCGCCGCGGGCAAGACGAGGAGCGCGAGGGGGCUCACGUUCGCGACCGUGGACGGCGCGGGGCACAUGGUCCCGUACGACAAGCCGGCGGAAUCUUUGGAGCUCGUGAAGCGGUGGCUCGCGGGCCAGGAGCUUUGAGAACCCCAGAAAAUCGCCGCGCAGAUGGGGUUGUUUCUUUGUGCUUCAGAUAGGCAACAUCGAGAUAGUUACGUCAUUAUCGUACACGUCUG